This is a messenger RNA of Heterostelium album PN500, 792 nucleotides long. RefSeq lists its product as uncharacterized. The record is from RefSeq and is a predicted model, not a curated record. The transcript is spliced from 2 exons. Bases 1 to 792 code for a protein of 263 amino acids. NCBI's taxonomy places the organism in Eukaryota, Evosea, Eumycetozoa, Acytosteliales, Acytosteliaceae.
AUGUUAAGUUCUAGAUUAGUUAGAGUUUUCAAUCAUGGAUUGAAUAGAUCAUUUACAACAAUAACAGGAUCAACUUGUACAAAGAAGAUGUUAUCAUUAAAUUCAAAUCAAUAUAAUAAUAAUAAUAAUAGUAAUAGUGACAAUAAUAAUUAUAGAUAUAAUAAUAAUAAUAAUAGUGAAAAAGAAUCAAAUAGUAAUAAUAAGAAUGAAUAUAAUGAAAAGAAUGGUAGAUUUAAUAAAUAUGGUGGACAAGCAUUGUUUGCUUUUUCAUUUGGAUCGUUGUUUGGUUGGAAAAAAGAAGAUGCAAUGCUGUCACAGGCAAAGAGAAAACCAAGAGCACCGGUGACAGAUUUCGAAGAUGCUCUCGAGUGGUAUCAAACCUACUAUCAAAACGGUGCGGAUUUAGAUAACUUCCCAGUGGCAAUGGCCUAUCUCUUGGAACGACAAAGACCUACAGACACUGGCGAAACUUCAGACGAUCCAAUCGUUCUACUACAUCCCGAUGGUUGGAUUCAUGGCGGAGAUCUUCCGUCAGAACCCGACCAAGAUCAAACAGUGGUACGAGUUGCUGAUGUCAAAGGAGGACAUCACCACACCCUGGAAGUCGACACUCGGCAAUCUCGACCCAUCGAUGCUCUUGACGCUGGCAGUGUCACUCGCCGACUGCAAAGAGGCAGAGGAGAUUCAGCUGGCGAUCGUCAAGAAGUCGCUGGGCGCCAAGCAGGCAGAGUCGCCAGAGAAAGUCGCCGAGAGUCUGGCGUCGCUCAAAUCGUGGUCGUCGAAGCAGCGUGA